Chaetomium fimeti is the source of this 3124-nucleotide messenger RNA. Its product is annotated as P-loop containing nucleoside triphosphate hydrolase protein. Gene Ontology annotation, molecular function: GTP binding; microtubule binding; GTPase activity. The transcript is spliced from 2 exons. The record is from RefSeq and is a predicted model, not a curated record. Bases 380 to 2989 code for a protein of 869 amino acids. NCBI's taxonomy places the organism in Eukaryota, Fungi, Ascomycota, Sordariomycetes, Sordariales, Chaetomiaceae. Gene Ontology annotation, cellular component: cytoplasm; microtubule; membrane.
GUCGCUCAGCACCCACACGACCACUCCAAACAAGGCUGCCAUCUUGUUCCUCUUACGCCCGAUAUCCAAGUCAAGCUAAGAGGCUAAGCCAUGCUGUGCAAGGCAACAUGCGCAUUUUCCUUGGGGCCACGCGGCGGACACGCCCAGCUGUGGCAAUCCACAGCCACUCUUUGAGUUUUGGGUGACUCUUCUUUCUGAAGUCCCGGUCUUCCAUAAAACCCACUUCCCCCGUAGUUUUGUAUCUCCUGUCUAGCCAGAUAUCGUUUAUACAAAGUUAUAGUCUUCCCACCUUGUCAAGCCUCGUCGUUUGGAACGACACCCAGUGCCAUCCACCAAAUUGCCAGUAACACCAAGACUCCCUCUCCACCCCCGCCCCGCCAUGGUCACACGCCUCGAGCUUGCCGUGGAUGCCCAAGAGCUCGCCGGCGAGCAGCGCGCCCUCCUCGACUUAAUCGACAAGCUGCAGUUUGCCCAGCUCGAAAAUGUCAAGCUACCGCAAAUCGUUGUCGUCGGUGACCAGAGCGCCGGAAAGAGCUCCGUGCUGGAGGCUAUCACCGGCACCCCUUUCCCCCGAGAUUCCGGGGCCUGUACGAGGUUUGCUACCGAGAUCCGCCUCCGGAGGGCGCCCGAACCGAGUAUCACCGUCUCCGUCAUCCCGGAUAAGAACCGCAGCUUCCCGGAGCAGGAGAGGUUAAGCCAGUUCGGCGGAACCGUCAACACCGGGAUGCCCUUUGAGCAGCUGAUGAGGAGCGCUGUCGAACUCAUCGCACCCAAGAACAUCCCCGGCCGUUUCGCCGCCCGCGACAUCCUAGUGGUCGAGAAACGGGGCCCGGAUAUGCCACUCCUGACCUUGGUUGACUUGCCAGGGCUCGUCCGGAACGCGAACAACGACCAGUCUCUCGAAGACAUCAGGACAAUCGAGUCACUCUCGGACCGCUACAUGAAGAGCUCACGGACCAUUAUCCUUGCCGUCGUGGGCGGUAAUUCCGACUACGUCCAAGCCCCGAUUCUUACCAAGGCUCGCCACUUCGACCCCAACGGAUCCAGAACUAUCGGGGUCCUAACCAAGCCAGAUCUCACCGAGUCGAUCGGCCUGGAGGACAAGUUCAUCGAUCUUGUCAAGAAUAAGGACAAGCGUAACGACUUCAAGCUCGGCUGGUACGUCUUGCUGAAUCCAGGGCCCCGGGACCCCGGUCAACCCUGGCCAACGGCCGAAGACCGCCGUCGAAGUGAGGCGCUUUUCUUCAACAGUGGGAAAUGGAGCACCAUCCCAGAAUCCAUCUGCGGCGCCAGCGCAUUGAUGCGGAAGCUCAGCACCCAGCUUCAGCAACAUAUCGGCAAGCAUGUUCACGUUCUCCGUAAACAGAUCCAAAAGGCCCUCGACGACUGCGAAGCCGAACUCAAGUCUCUCGGCGAUGCCAAGGACACUCCGGAGGAGAUGCGCACCGAACUAGUCGAACUCUUCUCGUCGUCCAAGGAACUGGUCAUCCCCGCCGUCUACGGCUUUUACAAGAAUCCGCCCAAGAAGAACUUCUUCCGUGUGACUGCCGACCCAAGGGGAACCCCGGCCCAGAACUUGCGGGCCCGCGCCACCGAAGAAAACGACCGAUUCUCCACGAGGAUCCGGGCCCACGGGCGCAAGUUCGUCUUCUCUACUUCGGCCCCGGUUGCGCCGGGGGAGCCAGCGCCUGAGAACAGCGCCAAGCGAGAAUUUGUGAAGCAGGAAGUCGAGAUGCUGCUGCGCCAGAUCCGCGGCUCAGAGUUCCCGAUGGAUCCAAAGCCGCGGGCCGUCUACAUGCUCUUCCAAAGCUACUCUGAGAACUGGCCGAAGCUAGCCCAAGAGCACAAGGACAAUUUGGGUGUCGUUUGCAACGAGUUCCUAGGCGAGCUGAUCGACUACGCCUGGCCCAAGCGCAUGAGAGAACCCCUCCGCCGCCACUUCCUGGAGCCUCAUAUGAAGGCGCUCAUGGCGAAGGCACAACACGAGUUGGAUCUCCUCAUGCAAGACAUGAGCCUCGAGGUCCAGCCUUACGACCCAGAAUAUGAGGAACGUCUGAGGAACUGGCAUAGCAACUCGUCCAAAGACGGCGCGAGCUUCUCCGAGGCCGAGGAGGUUCUGGAGAAGAUGCUUAUCUACUAUGAGUUAGCUGCCAAGACGUUUAUCAGGAACACCAUCACCCAGGUGGUCGAGCGCCAUCUGCUCCAGGGAAUGUACAGCAUCUUCAACUCGGUCGAGGUCCUGGGUAUGGGCACCGACGUUAUUGAGUCCAUCGCGGCGGAGAACAAGGAGACUAGGGACAGGAGGCAAACGCUGCGAGUGCAGAAAAAGGCCAUCGAGGAGGCCAAGGAGAUUUGCGCGAGUCUAGCCAUGCGAAAAGAGUUGAGAGCAUAUGCCGAAGAUGCCACAAGUGACGCAGAAGAUACUUCCGACGACGAUGAACCCAGAGUCGAUGAGAAGAUGUCACCCGCAAGACACCGCCCAACCUCGACCAGGCGUAUCUCACGACGGCCACCACCGCCGUCGGACAUAGAACCACAAGCACCACAACAAAUAUCAAGCCGAAACUCCGACGCCACCCACGACCCACGAUACUCCCAGCAGCCGCCCGCUCUCCUCCCGACGCCAACCAACGCCUACCCCCAGCCGAGGCCCGACAUGCCGCCCAGCUCAGAACAGACCCUCGGUGACGGCUACACCACCUCGCGCCCGCCCCAGCAAGCCCCGCCACCUCCACCCCCGCCACGGCCGGGUAAGGUGCGGACCGAAGACAAUGGUGGCCAUGGCGCGCAGCAGGGGCAGGGCGGUCAGAGCGGUCAGGCGUACGCCGCGGCGCCGCCCCGGGCGGCAGCACGAACGAGCCAGCCCUCGGCGACGUCCCCCGGGGGGUACUACGCGGAUGCGUACGCGAGCCACAGCCUUUACCCGGCGGAGGCGGCCGAGUUCGAGACGAUGAGGCGACAGGGCAGGAAGGCUUCCGGGAGGGCUUAAGGGUCCCAUGUUUUCCGAGGUUAAGUCCAGGGCGUUCAUUCCAUAUUGACGUUAUAGAGUAUCAUAAAACAUCGGGGUAACAAAGAGUCACGGCUAUAAAUCUACUUCAACCAUCACAAUGAGGUGUAGUUCCAU